Messenger RNA from Boeremia exigua, 1761 nucleotides. Its product is annotated as amino acid transporter. The record is from RefSeq and is a predicted model, not a curated record. Gene Ontology annotation, biological process: amino acid transmembrane transport. The transcript has a single exon. Gene Ontology annotation, molecular function: amino acid transmembrane transporter activity. Lineage: Eukaryota; Fungi; Ascomycota; Dothideomycetes; Pleosporales; Didymellaceae. The coding region runs from base 1 to 1761 and encodes 586 amino acids.
AUGACCGACACGCCGCAGACGACUGCAGGUGAGGAUCCCAAAGGUGCCAAGGUCCUCCAGCAGCACUUGGAUCCCGGGUACGAAUUUGCCUUUGAUGCCGCAAAUCUCGGGGCAGACGGCGCAAACAAUGUCUCCGGUUCUGUUCGGGAUGGGCCGGAGUCAUCAUUGAGAUUGCAAGGCGGCGACGUCCAUCGUGAUCUUUACAAGAUCGCUGCCAAAAGCAAGCGUCAGAAGCUGCACAAGCGAGCAGCAACAUUCUCCAAUACGCAUGAUUAUGCACCAUCGAUCAUAUCAGACAUUGAGCAUGACGAGCUGCCCAUCCAGGAGCAGAUGGCCCCAGGAGGACUGAGACGCCAGUUCCUCCAAAAGCAGGCCAGGAGUGUUAGCUACAUUGCGGAGCCUGUUACCCGGAAUUUCAUCUCGUUUCUGGAGCUUUAUGGAAACUUCGCCGGUGAAGACCUUGAAGAGUCGGAUGAUGAGACUGCUAUCGAUGAUGGGGAAGAGGAUGAAGAAGAGCAGGGCGAACGUCGACCGCUACUUGGGAGGAGACAGAGCUCCAGAAGGCUCAGGCAGCAAGGUGAUGCUUCUAACAUGACCUCCUUCUUCACUCUGCUGAAGGCUUUCGUUGGUACUGGUAUCAUGUUCUUACCGAAGGCGUUCAAGAACGGCGGCAUGCUGUUCUCUGCCAUUACUUUGGUCGUUGUGUCGAUUGUCACAAUGAUCUGUUUUGAGCUGCUCCUCGCCUGCAGGAAGCAGUACGGUGGAGGUGGUUACGGAGAUCUGGGUCAGCUGAUUGUUGGAAAGAGGCUUCGUCAGCUUAUUCUCAUCUCGAUCACACUCUCACAAUUCGGCUUCGUAUGCGCUGGUCUCAUCUUCACCGCAGAGAAUCUUGCCUCCUUCUUCGAUGCGGUCACACCAAACUCUGCACCGCUUGGUACAAAUGCCCUCAUUGGCAUUCAGCUUGUGCUCCUCAUUCCUCUAUCCUUCAUCCGCAACAUCUCAAAAUUGGGUCCUGCUGCUUUGCUUGCGGACGUCUUCAUCCUUAUCGGUCUGACCUACAUUUACUGGUACGAUAUUUCCUGGAUCAGCAAGAUGGGUGGUUUCCACCCCAGCGUCGAACUAUUCAAUCCCCGCGAUUGGACUAUGACCAUUGGAUCAGCUAUCUUCACCUUUGAGGGUAUCGGCCUGAUCCUUCCGAUCCAGUCGAGCAUGAAACACCCCGAAAAUUUCAGCAAGCUGCUGUUGAUUGUUAUGAGUAUCAUCACAGUCAUCUUCACGUCCGUUGGUGUUCUCUGCUAUGGCACUUUCGGAGAGGAUGUGUCUGUCGAAGUCAUCACCAACUUCCCACAGUCCAGCAAGCUCGUCAACGCUGUGCAGUUCCUGUAUGCUAUGGCUGUCUUGGUGGGCACACCAGUACAGCUCUUCCCUGCUAUGCGUACUAUUGAGCUCAAGCUAUUUGGUCGCGCCUCUGGCAAGAAGGACAGCCUCACCAAGUGGAAGAAGAACGCUUUCAGGACUGUACUUGUCAUAUUCGCUGGAGUUGUUGCGGCUCUUGGAGCUAGCGACCUCGACAAAUUCGUCGCUCUCAUCGGCAGCUUUGCAUGCGUGCCGCUGGUAUAUAUCUAUCCUGCGUACUUGCACUACAAGGGUGUCGCUGAGCGUCCGUGGGCCAAAUUGGGCGAUAUCACCAUGAUGCUUGUUGGUCUUGUCGCUAUGAUAUACACCACUAGCAUCACCAUCGCUAGAUGGGCAGAGACUUAA